Messenger RNA from Physella acuta, 6121 nucleotides. Its product is annotated as nuclear factor related to kappa-B-binding protein. The record is from RefSeq and is a predicted model, not a curated record. Gene Ontology annotation, molecular function: protease binding. Gene Ontology annotation, cellular component: Ino80 complex. NCBI's taxonomy places the organism in Eukaryota, Metazoa, Mollusca, Gastropoda, Physidae.
GAGAAUUUUAACUUCCGGAACAUGGUUCUCUCCUGUCCAGUAUCCGCUUUUUUGAAGGUUUUGAAAGGAUAUUUUGCAUUUAAAAUUAAUGAUAACCUCUAAAAUUGUUUAACUAAAAAUGGAGGACACAGAUCAAGAAAUGAGUGAGGAAAUGGACAGUGACAAUGAUGUCUGGUCUAGCUUGAUACCUGGUCCAGAUGAAAGAACAGAACAGUGUCAAGUUGGUAAAGAAACUUUACAUUUGCCAGAGCUGUUUCUAGAAAAGAAAAAUAUAUUUACAUCAGUGUUGUCGCUGGAGACAUGGGACACAGUUUUAAGUGAUAGCCAGAAGGCAAGACUUGAGACAUUAUUGCCUAACUUUCCUGUCAAUGAUACGGAAGAAAAACAUGAAACCUUAAGGAGGCUAUUCAAUGGAGAAAAUUUCAAAUUUGGGAAUCCGGUGGAAGAGUUACAAAAGAAGUUAAAAGAAGGAUAUUUGCACCCUGAAAUAGCUAGAUACAGAAAACAAACUCGUCAAUUUCGUCAUCGUGAUUAUAAAAUGAGGCAGCAGCGCCAUCUAUCAGAUCUUCUUAAACAUUUACUCCUGUCUAGACAAGCUCUGUUUGAACAUGCAUCAACAUUAGCUCCUGGAGAGCCAAUCAGAUUCCAGUAUCGACCCCCACCUAAAAAGAAAGCAUCCCAGAUGGAGCAAGUAGUGAAAAAGAAAACUAUUAGAAUUUUAAAGGAAGUGCGUGAUGAAUGUGGUGUCCCAGAUACAUCAUCAGAAGAAGAUGAUGAAACUUCAAGUCCUGUUCAGAGAAGUAGACGUCAACUAUUCAAAUCCUUAGGUCCCAUCCCUUCGCCGGAACCCACCCUACCUAGUGUGGUAUCAACAUUCUCCAGCAAACCCCCAGUAGUAAAUGGAGAUUUUAAUUCAUCAAAUCAUGUGGUUGCUAACAGUCCUCUACAUAGCACCUCCAAUAACAAGAGACCCCGUCCUAUUAGUCCAGUUGAGGUGACUGAAGAGAGCUACAAAUUAAUGCUUAAGCUUCACAAGAAGAAAAAAUUGCUUGAUCCUGACUUACCUGAACUUAAUACAAGCAAUAUUACACUGCAAGAUAUUCUAACAAGGUGCCAAGCUAAUAAAAAGAAUGCCAAAUUUCUUAUUGGUGAAAACACAAGUAGUGGUAAUCCAGCCACAAUGAAAAAGCGUAUAAAGAUGAAAUCUAAAGAAAAGAAAACUAAAGCAAAGGUGAAAGACUUGCCUGGUCCUGAAGAAGAGGAUGCUAUCAUUCCUUCCCUCCUGGUGAAUUCUGGGCUGGACCAGGGGUCAAGCUUUCUCGGCGUUGAUGAAGAAUCAGAAGAACCUUCAAGGGCAGUAUUUGGUCCUGCUACUAACUUCUUUUGUCUGUUACGGGAUAUAUUGUCUGAAUUUAUUGAUGGAAAAGGAUCAACUCCCAAGAUAGAGGAUCGUGUUCGAGAAUGGCUUGACCUUAAUGAUGAAAUAUCUAAUCCGUGGUUAGCAUUGCAGAAGAGCUGGGUGGAUUUAGUCGUUUCUGCACUUAAAUUUCUUUCUGGAAAUGAACUAGGUUUAAAAGUUGAAAAUUUCAUACCAUUUGUGGAUUAUAAGGAGAGAGCUCAGCAAUGGAAAUGGAUUGGUGUUGGCAGAGACUCAGAUCCAGAGCUGACUUCCUUAUUCCGAUAUUGGUUGCAGCAUAAAGAUGAUGUCACUGUAGAUGGUCUUGAUGCUACACAAGGAUCACCGCCUCCACCCAAAGCCAAAACCAAUUUUAUUGUUAGGCCCACCUCCAAUAAUGAAAAAGCUCUGUUCAGGGAACAGGAGCGACGAAGAUUUGCUGCACCACACAAGGCUUUUACUUUUAUGAUGCAUGGCUACGACUCUGUUGUGGGGCCAGUCAAAGGAGUUUAUGACAAGGACAGUGGCACAAAUAAGGCCAGAGAACACAACCUUUUAGUUUCUGAUCGUCCACCAUUUGUCACCAUCCUGACGCUAGUUCGAGAUGCUGCUGCAAGACUCCCUAAUGGUGAAGGUACUAGAGGAGAUAUCUGUGAACUGUUAAAAGAUUCCCAGUUUCUUGCUCCAGGUGUCACAGAAACACAGAUUAAUGCUGUUGUUAGUGGAGCCCUUGACAGACUUCACUCUGAGAAAGACCCAUGUGUGAAGUAUGAUGUGACUCGGAAAUUGUGGAUAUAUUUGCAUCGAAACAGAACAGAAGAUGAGUUUGAGAGAAUUCACCAAGCCCAAGCAGCAGCUGUCAAAGCUAAGAAAACAUUGUCACGACCUAAAGCUCCUAAAGCAGCUAAAGAUUCUACAACACCAGCUGCUCCAGUCACUCAGCCAGCAGCAAAUGCAACUCCACCAGCAAAACAAAACUUCACCCUCUCCACACUUCCUAAUUCUACACCAUCUCCCAAGCCAGCACCAGAAACAACAUCUCUUCUUGGCAAAGCUGGGAAGCCCACGGCCGCAGGUGUCCGUCCUGUCACAAACAAUACAGCAUCAGCCAACACAGUCAACCACACCAUAGCUCAGAUACAAGCCGCCAGAGCUGCUUUGGCCAAAUCGUCAGCGACAGUUGGUCAGCUACAGACUAUUAAACAGCUGACCAGUGGCCAAGGUCUCACGACACCUGUGGCUUCAACAACUAACGUUACCACGUCUGUUCUAACAGUGACUUCUGUGGGGUUAAGUGUUAAUUCGUCUUUGGCUGCUCAACUUUUAUAUGCACCUGGCUUAAGCCCGGCUGGGAUCACAGCAGGCAAGCUGCAAAAACCUGGCUCCUCGCCCGCUGUGACAGCAACAACUUUCAGUCUCGUGACUACCAUGAAUGCUUCACAGUCAGCGGCAAAUCAUGCUAAGCCUUUAGCUGUGCCGACAAUCAGCAUGCUGCAGAACCAGCAGUUGCUGAAGCAGCAUCAGCAGCAGUCUGCAUCACAGAGCGUACUCAAACAGAAUGCUGCGCUAGUCGCAGCUGUUGGUCAGACAGUGGCAGCUGCUAACUCCAAUGCUGUGGGUAAAUUAACCCCCGCCAAUCAGAAGCAGACGUUCACAAUGACUGCUAGGCAGACCCCUCCACCAAAUGUAGUGGUGACUAAAAACCAGGCAGCAAUAUCCUCGUCAAAGCCCACUGCAGGGAUGAAGCAGGCUUCAUUAAUACUAUCACAGGAUGGUAUAGCGAAUCUCACGUCUGCCACCGCAGCGGCAGGCAGUAAACUGGUGGCCUUGACCUCUGUACCUGCCACGCCUGGUGCAGAGGGCACUGUUAUGGCACAAAUCAUGCACCAUGCAGCUGCUGGCAAUGCAGGGAUCAGUAGGGGUGUACCUCAAGCAAUCAGACUUCAGAGUGGUAGCCUUGUUCAGUCUGUGAUAGGUGGGAAACCUAUACACAUAGGGGGAAAGCCUUUUGCUCAAGCCAAAGGAUUAGUCCAGCUUUCUGGUAAAGGUGGUCAACACAUAGGCUUAAUCCGAACACCACAAGGUCCUCUAUCUACCAUCAAUCUCAUCCCUACUGUGUCAUCUGCUUCAGGGAAGACUGCCACUGUUGUUGCUGUUGGUAGCCCAUCACCAGUUCCAUCAUCACCAUCUUCAGUUUCAAGCCCUGGUAUCACCACAGCCACCAUCACCCCAGGACUUCCCACAGCGUCUCAGACUGCUGUUUUUACAGCAGCUGCCAAGGGGCCUAACUCUACUCAAGCCAAGAUCCUAAACCCCACUCAAGCUGGCCUUGUAGUGACACAGCUUGCACCAGGAAACCUAACUCUUAGAUCAGCAGGCCCAGCAAACUCUCAGACAAAAAUUAUUCCCACAAAUCAAACAGGUCUAGUCCCCACACAGUUUAUUUUACAUCAUGCCCCAGGUGUUUGUACAACUCAAUCUUCUUCAGGUCCAAUAAUUGUGAGUAAUGCACCUGGAGUAAAAGGUGCUCAGAAUCUUCAGAUGAUGAGGACAGUUCUUUCACAAGGUAGCUUAAAGCCAGGUCAAGCUACUAUACUUAUAUCCCAACCUGCUUUACAGCAGGGAGUUAUGUCUUCUGCAUCUGGUUUAACAGCAGCACAGGUUGUUCAAGCUGGAAGUAAAACUUCAGGACGAGGGUCACCCAAAGGAAAGGGCCAACCAGUGUAUGCGCGUAUCAUAACUCCCCCACCUGGCAUGAAGCUGGCCAACAUGACCCAGGUCCCUGUCUCAGCUGGCAACGUCAACAUGCUACAAACUGUGGGCAAGCUGCUCGUAACCUCCAGUGUUGCCACCCACUCCCUCCCCAGCCUCCCCAUCGUCAGCUUGGCUGUACCAUCAGCCAUGAUAAAUCCAACAGCUGCAGCUAACAAUAUCGAGGUGACAGCCUCCGCUGUUGGUAGCCUCGGGGAUCAUAUUAAACAGGAUGGGUCUGGAGACAGUUGAUAAAACAUUGGUUAUACAUGAUUAGAAAACAGACUCUUUAUUGUCACAAUUAUAAGAUUGAUGAACCAACUUUGGUUUAUUUAUUUAUUUUGCAAUUGGUGCUAUUAGAUCUUUUACCUUUUCUGGAUUUCAAAGUCUGUAUAGUUAUCUGUGAAAACUUAAUGGGAUAAUUUAAGCUGUUAUUUACUGGUUAACAUGGCACCUGUUUUGUUAUUGCAGAAUAUUUAUCGCUGUUUUAUUAGCUUAAUUUGCUUUCAUAGGCAAAUGAUUUAAGCUGUCAUAGAAUUCUAUAAUCUUGCAUUAUUGCAAAUAUUUUUUACUGAAAUAUGAUUCAAGUUGUCUGAGCUUAACUGUGAUAAAGCGCACCCUUCAGUUGGCAAGCAUGGAAGUGUUUGAAGAUUUGUAAUGCAGAUGUUGAAUUUAGUUAAUUAUAUUUUAGCCGAGAUCUAUAAGCCCCUUGCAGUUUUUGUAAAUAUUGUUUUAUAAGUAAUGAAGGUUGUUUAUUGCUAAAUGUUAUUUUAGCUACCUUGAGGUAAUGAAUACUGAGAUCUCAGUUUCUUGAAUUGAAAGGACACAACUUUUUCAUGUACACUUUUUUCAAAUAAUUGAAGGGGAAAAAAAAAAUGAAGAAAAAAAAGCUAUGCAAUAAGUGCGUGAAGAGGGAUCAUGAUUUAGGGAUGGUCAUUGUGUUAGCCAAAGUCAACAAGCUUGAUGUAAUCAAAAAGUUAAGGUUAAAUUUUAUAAGUUGAUUGUUUGGCCUCAUCUUGUAAUAAUUAUUAUCCAUGACUGAAUAGUUUAUAGUUGGUCAUUACCUCCAAUGAAGUAUUUUUUUUUUCUGAAGGCAAUAACUGAUUUCAUCCACUUGGCUAAAUAAUUUGGUUAAACAGGGACAGUUAAGUAGGGAAGCAAAAUAAUUUUGAAUCAUAAUAAUGAAUAUUUUCAGUUUGAUCAAAAUUCUAAAAUAUAUAUUUCUACUUACAUAUUUCUACUGAACAAGAACAGUAAUAAAAUGUAUGAAUCAGGAUUUUUUUAAAGUAAAAAAACCCAAUGGAUUAUUUCCAUUUUUGUUAAAAUCUGAUUUUAGCCAGUUAAGUCUUUUUCAUUCUCAUUCCACAUGUGAAGUAAAAUGUACAUUACACAUUAAUGUAGACGUUUUUCAAGCUUAAAAAAUUGUGAUAACCAGUCACUUGUAUAUAGCAUCUUAGUUGUUUUAUUAUGUUAUUAACAUAAACAAAUGAGAUAAAGUUGUAUAAAAAAUAUGUACAAAUUACAUUUAUUUAGUAUUGAUGGAAUCAUAGCAAAUUGUUGUGAGAUCAUCAUAUGAAAACUUUAAAUGAUUUGUUUUACUGGACAUCUUUAUGUAUGUAUAGCAGGUUACAUUUUGUUUAUUCAAAUAUGAAUGUUCUUACAAUUGUACAUUGUUAUUUACAUCCAGUUUAUCUGUAUAUAUUUAUUACACAUUGACAAAAAAAGCAUGUUUAAUAAACAGGUAUGUUCACUUUGUUAUGUUAUUAAAAAGGCUACACAUUUUUUGUGUGGUUUCUUCAAUCAGCAGUAUACAGCUCAGUCCAAUUGAGCCAUUAUAUUUUUUAUUGCACCAUCAUCAGUUAUCUUCAAUAACUUAAAUACUUUUAUGGAACUUGGCCAUUUUUUUCCCCUCCGACUUAAUUUAAAUAAAAUUAAAACUACAAAUAAAAAAAAAGAGCCUAGUGCUAAAAAAAA